GAAAAGUUUUGGACAGGAGACUCCCCCAGACCUCAAGCCUCAAAUGAAGGAAAAGAUUAAUUGGAGCUCAAAAACCCUUAAGCUUAUCGAUAAUUGUUGUACAGGAGAAAACUUCGGCUUGGAGCUCCGAACCCAUUAAUGUCUCCUUGAAGAAAAUAAAAAUUUCGGUAACCCGAAUCAGCUACAUAGCCAGUCUACAGAACUGCAGGCUGCAGCUCCUGCUCUUCGCUCUUCGGCGGCACUUCUUCUUUCUCCGUUCCAUUCUAUUAUGCUGCAUUGAUUGACAAAACUUCAGGUCACCUCAUUCCCACCCACCUGAUAUGCUUUCACUCUGAUAUGCAUCAGAUAUUGGGUGCGACACGCCUCGCGUACCGUGCUCAAAUCUCUAGACUUGUGAAAGCUGGCCUUAUCGACCGUGCAAUUCAGGUGUUCGAUGAAAUGACCCGAUCAAAUUGCCGCGUUUUCAGUGUCGACUACAACCGCUUCAUCGGUGUAUUACUCUGUAAAAACCGAUUCGACCUAGCUGAGCACUACUACAAGGAAAUGAUCCCACAGGGUUUUUCUUUGACCCCAUUUACUUGUUCGCGGUUUAUCUCUGGCUUAUGCAGAAUUGGUGAUUUCGCUUUCAUUGAGAUUAUACUAAGGGACAUGGAUAGACUAGGCUACGUGCUCGAUAUCUGGGGUUUUAAUAUUUAUCUGUGUCUUUUGUGUCGUGACAAUGAAGUAGAGUUAGCUCUUAAGGUGUUUCAUAGUAUGAUAGCGAGAGGGAGAAACCCUGAUGUAGUUUCUUAUACUAUAAUUAUCCAUGGAUUGUGUAAAGUUGGGAAGUUCGAUAAUGCCAUUGAGAUUUGGAGGGACAUGAUUCGUAAAGGGCUUUAUCCAGAUACUAAGGCGUGUGCGGCCCUUGUUGUUGGGUUGUGUGAUGGUGGCAAGGUUGAUUUGGCGUAUGAGAUGAUUGUUGAUGUUAUGAAGGGUGGGAAAGUAGAGUUGAGUACAUUGGUUUGUAAUGCAUUGAUCGCUGGAUUCUGUAGAGCAGAUCGGAUUGACAAGGCACUAGCAAUAAAGUUGUUUAUGACAAAGAAUAGAUGUCUUCCUGAUUUGGUUACCUAUAAUAUAUUGUUGAAUUAUUGUUGUAAUAAAGGGAUGUUGGAGGAAGCAGAUAAGUUGAUGAUAAAGAUGAGGAGGAGUGGAACAGAGCCUGAUGUGUAUAGUUAUAAUCAACUUCUUAAGGGGCUUUGUAAAGCUAACUAUCUAGAUAAAGCUUAUUCCUUGAUGGUGAACAAGAUGGAGGUAAAAGGCUUGGUUGAUGUUUUUUCAUAUAAUACCAUUAUUGGGGCGUUUUGCAAGAGAUCCCAAACUAGGAGGGCUUACAAGUUGUUUGAGGAAAUGGCUAAGAAGGGGAUUGCAUCCGAUGUGGUAACUUUCACAAUUCUUAUUAAGGCAUUUCUUAGAGAAGGUAAUGCCAAUAUCGCAAAGCAACUUCUUGAUCAAAUGACAAGGAUGGGGUUAUUGCCUGAUCGUAUAUUUCACACUACAAUUAUUGAUCAUCUAUGCAGAAGUGGGAAAACCGAGGUGGCACGUAGUGUUUUCAGUGACAUGGUAGAGCAGGGUAUCACUCCAGAUGUGGUUUCAUACAAUGCCCUUAUCAAUGGACUGUGCAAGUCCUCUAGAGUAACUGAAGCUAUGUGUUUAUAUGAGGAGAUGCAACAUAGGAGAUUUUAUCCUGAUGAAGUAACUUUCAAAUUACUUAUUGGAGGGCUUUUACGGGAAAAGAAUAUCCCAGUUGCUUGCAAGGUGUGGGAUCAGAUGAUGGAGAGGGGCUUCACUCUUGACAGAGCUGUCUCUGAGAUGCUGAUAAAUGCUAUUGGUUACAGAGAUGCUGCAUGAACAGGAAAUUUUUUGUAUCUUACACCUUCCAUAUUCCUAUUUGCUUUUCUUUAUGUAUGUGAUGCUGAAUAUUCCAUGGUUAACCCAUUGCCGAAAUUAACAUUUGUGGUUCGGUAGUCUUUUACCAGCAAAAGUGCUGUCAGAGUUGUCACAAUUGUUCAUAUGGUCCAUCUGGUUUAUAAGCUUUGGGUGUCAAUAGUAUUCUAGAGUUGUUAUCCUAUAAAAAUGCUUCAAUACUUAAAAAUGAACUUUGAUGGGGAAAAUAAUAGCGUGAAAUUGAUAAUCCUGGGUAUCUUUCUAAUAGCAUUUUUGGGGUGCAAAAAUUGCAUGUAAUGAAACUUCAUAUUUUCAGACAUAAAUUUAUUACAUUGGUGUUGCAUUGCUCUAAAUGAGAUGUAUUUUUUCUUCUUCAGGCCUGCCCUGUUGCUACCCUAUUGCCCUUCCUUUGAAGCAUGAGAAAAGAGCUCUCAGGUUUGAGCAUAGCUUCCUUGUUUUUUAUAGUCUAGAUAUCUAUGCCAACCUUGAAAUUUUUCAUCGGGUACAAGCUUACAAGCUUGGUACCAAAGGAAGAUAAGCAGCGCAGCCCUGCAGAACAGUGCUACAACAGAAUAUCUUCCUUUUUCGUUUUUCAAAUGCUUGAACUCUAUAUCUCUGCUAUGCACAAGUCUUUGUCAGCUUUUGGGAAGCUAGAGAAUGCAAGCACUCUUUGGAGACAUCAAACUUCUAUCUUUUGUGAAUGCCAUUGCUUUUUGAUAAACCACAAGGAUCACCCACGUCCACCACGCCUCACGACCAAAUCCAAGAGGUAUCUUGACUGAGUAAAAGUACAUGUGCAGAAUGCAAGCAGAAUGUGCAAAAGAAGAAGAGAAACGUGCAGGAAAUGGAGUCUAGCUGUUAGCCAGAAUCAGCCACAAUCUUAUCUUUAAAGUUUAUCUUUUAUUUUGGUUUUCUUCAUAGUUUAGCGGUAUUUUAGUUAAAAGUUUUUGUAUCUAAGCACUCAAUUGCAGCAAUAAGAAUCACCUGAAUUUUGCAAACAGUUUGUGGUCAUUUCUCACCCAAACAAGAAGAAAUUUUCCUAUUUUCAAUAGGUUUCUGACCGGGACCUAUCGAUUGGUAUCAGAGUUAUGGCUACCAAUAAGGAAAAGAUAAAAAACUUGGAAGCAAGCGUGAACGGAAUGCAGGAUUAAUUCAGCUGGAUGGAGGUUGGCUUGUUCGACCGAAUGCUACAGCUCGAGAACACGGUCCGCCGGCUUACAGAAUCCCUGAUGCUCAACAGGGAAGGCACCAGUAGCAACACCGCCCGCCUUGGGUAGUUGUAUCCGCCUUGCCAAGAAGCACCUGUACGAGUAGAAGGGAGUAGACCCCUGCUCAAUUCCUGAAUCAGCAAAUUAGAAUUUUCGACGUUUGAUGGGGACGACCCGACUGAAUAGUGCAACCGUGCUGAUCAAUUCUUUGAAUUUCAUGGAACCAUCAACGACCAAAAAGUGGCCCUCGCUUCCUUCCACCUGACCGGCGAAGCCAACCAAUGGUGGCAGUUGCUUCGCCGUACAUACAGAGAAGAAAGAAGAGAAAUCACCUGAACUGCGUUUCAAAAGGAGCUAUGGGCCCUUGGGCCAACAGACUAUGAAGGCUUUGAUGAGACCCUGUCCCGAGUGAAACAAACCGGCCCACUGCGAGACUACCAAAAAGAGUUCGAAAAACUGGGGAACUGAGUACAGGCCUGGACCCAAAGGGCCCUUGUGGGCACGUUUCUUGGCGGGCUCAAGCCCGAGAUUGCGGAGGGAAUACGAAUGUUCCAGCCUAAGACCCUUAAAGAAGUUACCAGCCCGGCCCGCAUGAGGGAGGACCAGUUGAAUCGUCAGAAAUGAUUGGUCCGGUUCAGUUGCAACCCAAGCGGUCCACCAACGGAAACCCUAGUUCCUGCAACUACCCAACCUCGACGCCUCACCUAGAGCGAAGCUCAGAGCCGUCGUGCACAGGGCCUAUGUUACCACUGUGAUGAAAAGUACACCGCGAGCCACUGGUGCAAACGAUCUCAGCUUCUCCUUCUGGAAGGUAUUGACGACGAAGAAGAAGAAGAAACCAACGUCCCCGAUCCGGAGAUCUCCCUCCAUGCUCUGACAGGAUGGUCGAUCCCGAAAACGAUGAAGAUCCACGCCACCAUCCAAAAACAGAACUUUGUGGCUCUCAUCGAUAGCGGGUCAACUCACAAUUUCAUCAGUGAGCGGCUCCCCAAUUCACUGCAACUUCCCGUGGUGCCGACUUCACCGUUUCAGGUCAAGGUUGCCAAUGGCGACCCGAUGAGAUGCAGGGGGCGCUUUGAAGACAUUCCGGUGCUCUUAAACAAUAUUUCCUUCUGACUUACUCUCUUUGCUUUACCACUAAUCGGGUUGGAUAUGGUCUUAGGAAUAUAAUGGCUAGAGAGUUUGGGCCCAGUUUGCUGCGAUUAGAAAACCAUGACAAUGGAGUUUACCAAAAAUCAUCAGCUCCACUGACUGCAAGGCAUGUCGGUCGAACCCAUUCAACAGACCUCCGACGGUGCCAUGGCCAGAGAACUCAGCUGCCAGCCCUCCCUCUUUGCUCUUUGCAUGCUCGCAGAAACAGAGAAAACGGAGAAGAUAACAUCCAGGCUAGAAAUACAGGCUUUAUUGGAUGAAUUUCAAACACUCUUUCGCACUCUGGAUUCACUCCCACCUGCUCGGAAGAUUGACCACCACAUCGACCUUCGCGAUGGGAAUUAGUAAAUGUCCGCCCAUACCGGUACGCCUACUUUCAAAAGGCUGAGAUAGAAAAAAAGGUGGAUGAAAUGCUUUAGAGCGGGAUCAUCCAACACAGCACCAACCCCGUUUCAUCCCUAGUGUUGCUCGUACAGAAGAAAGAUGGCACCUAGCGAUUCCACACCGACUAUAGGGCCCUCAACGCGGUCACUAUCAAAGACUGGUUCCCUAUUCCAACCAUUGAUGACAUGCUUGUCGAGCUACAUGGUGCCACUUUUUUUACCAAACUUAACUUAACAGCUGGGUAUCACCAAGUCCGAUUACACCCUUCCGAUGUGUGUAAGACAGCCUUGCGAACUCACAGCGGCCACUAUGAAUACUUGGUGAUGCCCUUCGGCCUAUGCAAUGCUCCUUCUACAUUCCAGGCUCUCAUGAACGACAUGUUCUGUCCAUUCCUCCGUAAGUUUGUUUUGGUAUUUUUUGAUGAUAUUUUGAUUUACAGUACAACUUGGGCCCUCCACUUCGAUCAUGUGAGGCAGGUACUAGAAGUCCUAAAGCGAAAUCAAUCAUUUCUCAAGCAAAAAAAAUGUGAGUUUGGAUUGUAAGAGAUAAAAUAACUGGGGCACAUUGUCACCCAUAACGGGGUAAAAGUUGAUCAGAAGAAGAUUCAAGUUAUGACCCAUUGGCCUCCAUCAAACAACAUCACCGAGCUUAGAGGCUUCUUAGGCUUGACCGGAUACUACAGAAAAUUUGUGUGUAAUUAUGGGAUUCUGGCUCGACCACUGACCAAUCUAUUAAAGAAAGGGAAGUUUGAAUGGACACCAAAAGAUGGGGAAGCAUUUGAAAAUUUAAAGAAAGUUAUGACCACCACCCUGACAUUGGCUUUUACCCAACUUCAAAGAGCCUUUCACCAUUGAGACUGAUGCUUAAGGAGAAGGAAUUGGGGCUGUCCUCACUCAAAACGGACAAUCCAUAACCUAUAUGAGCGGAGCCCUCGGAAUAUCAAAGCAAUCUUGGUCGUCUAUGCAAAAGAGAUGUUAGCAAUAAUUAUGGUCGUACGACUCUGGAGACCCUACCUCCUUGGCCAUAAAUUUUUCAUCAAGACAGAUCAAAGAAGUCUCAAAUAUCUUCUAGGGCAGCACAUCACUACCCCAGAAUAAUAGAAAUGGAUGUCUAAGCUCUUCGGGUAUGACUAUAAGAUCCUCUACAAAUCAGGAAA
Carica papaya (papaya) is the source of this 5823-nucleotide messenger RNA. Its product is annotated as Pentatricopeptide repeat (PPR-like) superfamily protein. The record is from RefSeq and is a predicted model, not a curated record. Lineage: Eukaryota; Viridiplantae; Streptophyta; Magnoliopsida; Brassicales; Caricaceae. Gene Ontology annotation, molecular function: protein binding.